This is a messenger RNA of Parnassius mnemosyne (clouded apollo), 393 nucleotides long. The record is from the annotation of a GenBank genome assembly. NCBI's taxonomy places the organism in Eukaryota, Metazoa, Arthropoda, Insecta, Lepidoptera, Papilionidae.
AUGGCGGAUAAAGAAAAUAGAAGAAAGUGUUUUAAGUGCGGCAGGUCACCGGCCGUAGACAACAUUAAAUUGUUUAGGUUUCCGAAACCCGCAGUAAAGAAUAUUUUGCGCUGUACAUUGUGGGCGAAGUACUUGUUUCCAGCCGAAGAGCAGUAUACUUCUUUAGCUUUUCAAGAAAAGCUACAUAAUGAGCACAGAAUGCUGUGUGAAAAACAUUUUAAUGAUGGUGAUUUUACUGAUGCUUCCAAGAAAAAGCUGUUAAGGACUGCUGUCCCAUAUGAUACUGACAAAGUGUCUAUUAUAUUCCCGUCUUAUUUUGUGGAAUCACAAGCUGGUCCCUCGCAAUUUGUUGCUGCGAAACCACAAGCAGGAUCUUCAAAAAUACAACAUUAA